Nymphaea colorata (pocket water lily) is the source of this 1152-nucleotide messenger RNA. RefSeq names its product 2-hydroxyisoflavanone dehydratase-like. The record is from RefSeq and is a predicted model, not a curated record. The transcript has a single exon. Gene Ontology annotation, molecular function: hydrolase activity. Lineage: Eukaryota; Viridiplantae; Streptophyta; Magnoliopsida; Nymphaeales; Nymphaeaceae. Bases 64 to 1023 code for a protein of 319 amino acids.
AAAAUGGUUCCUCCCUUUCCCUGUGGGUAGAAGAAAAGUGAGCGAAGAACAGAGAAGGAGACCAUGGAUCCGUCCCAAGAGAUCGCAGAGGAUCGCCCUCCCUUCGUCCGCAUCUACAAGGACGGCCGCGUCGAGCGCUUCAUGCCGCCGGACUUGGUCCCUGCGGGCGUCGACCCGGAAACCGGCGUCUCCACCAAGGACGUCGUCAUCUCCCCGGAAACAGGCGUCGCCGUCCGCCUCUUCCUCCCUCCCCUUCCCAACCCACCACCAACCAACCGAAAGAAGCUGCCCAUCCUCAUCCACUUCCACGGCGGCGGCUUCUGCGCCGGCUCCGCCUUCAGCCGCGUCGCCCACAAUCACCUCACCGCCCUUUCCGCCCAGGCCGGCGUCCUCGCGGUCUCCGUCGAGUAUCGCCUCGCGCCAGAGCAUCCCAUCCCCACCGGCUACCUCGACUCCUGGGCGGCCGUCCAGUGGGUGGCCCGCCAGGCGACGGCCGGCCCCGGCGCGGAGCCGUGGCUGGCGGAGCACGGCGACUUCGACCGGUUCUUCUUCAUCGGGGAGAGUUCCGGCGGGAACUUCGCCCACCACAUGGCGAUGGCAGCCAGUGGCGCCCCGGCGUUCGGGCCGGUUCCAACGGAGGGAGAUGUUCCGGUUAAGGUGGUGGGGCUCAUCGCGAUCCACACCGUCUUCUCGGAGGCGAACGCGUCGGAGGACGACCACUGGCAAUUCGUGUGCCCGACCACGCGCCUGCCGGACGACCCGCUGAUCAACAUCGUGGCGGCGAGCUCGCCGGACCUGGCGAAGCUGGUGUGCAAGAGGGUGCUGGUGUGCGUGGCGGAGAAGGAUCACCUGAGAGGAAGGGGACUCCUGUACCACGACGCCCUGAAAAAAAGCGGGUGGAGCGGCGACCUGGAGCUGGAAGAAACGGAAGGGGAGGGCCAUUGCUUCUACCUCUUCAACAACAAGACCCAGAAGGCCAAGGAUCUCAUGAACCGCAUCGUCUCCUUCAUCAAUCGUGAUUGAUCUGAAUGAGCUACCUUUGUAUCUUUCACAGUGUUCUUGUUGCUGCUUCUUCUGUUGUUCUUGCUGCUACUGUGUGUGUCUGUGUUCUUCCUGUUUGUUGGUAUUAAAAAAGGCUUAAAUUGUGAAACA